Aspergillus calidoustus is the source of this 768-nucleotide messenger RNA. NCBI's taxonomy places the organism in Eukaryota, Fungi, Ascomycota, Eurotiomycetes, Eurotiales, Aspergillaceae. The record is from the annotation of a GenBank genome assembly.
AUGGCCUUUCUGAAGUGGUGCCUCGAGGUGCCCAGAUCCGAUCUCGAAGCGCCUCCGGAUGGCCAGCACAAUUCCGGCUGCAUGCAAGACAUCUUGAGUGUCAUGCAGAGCAGCCUCUCGCACGUGUCUAUGCGUCGCUUUGCGGAUGCACUAUAUCAAUACGUCGAGGCUGUCGGGGAGGUUCAGAAAUCGCGCAUGACCAGCCUGCCCACCUGGGACGAGUAUCUUGACAACCGCCUGCACAAUAUUGCAAUGUUCCCCUGUGUCCUGGCUAUAGAAUAUGCUUACGAUCUGAAAGUCCCGGCGUGGGUUAUUGAGAGCGAGGCAAUGCAGUCUAUCUUCCGCGAGACUGUGAUUUCCGUGGUCAUGUAUGUUGGAUGUCCUCGCCUUUGCCGAGCCCUGGCUUACAUCUGCAGUGCAAAUGAUAUUUUCUCGUUUAAAAAGGAGGCUCUCGUGGGCCAGAUUGACAAUGCCCUCUUCCUCAAAGUCGCCCACGGCGACCACCGCAACUUUCAACGCGGCCUAGAGGAAACGAUCCAAGAGCUCGUCGAGUCCCGAGACCGUUUCAUCGCAUCCGAGUCGCAGAUCCUCAACAGUGAGGAGUAUCUGAAGCUUCCACCGCAGACUCAGGAGGAUGUCAAGACAUUCAUCCUGUCCUGCAAGUUUAUGAUCGUUGGGAACGUUAAAUGGAGUAAAUCGACCACGCGCUAUCUACUUGAGCAUGGCCCAGACGGCGUGACUAUAGUCAACCUCAACACGAAGGAGUAG